UGGUCCUUCAGAGGAUUCGUCUCUGACCGCCUCUUCACUCCAAGCUACGACUGCUUCCCAGUGGGAGCACUGCUCAGGGAAGAGCUCUGACGUUUUCCUGAAGAGAAAUUCCAUGGGGACUGUACCUGACUCUCUGAGAUCGGCUAAAACUUCCCUGAUCGCAGCUUCUGGAAAAGAAGACGAUUUAGGAGAGGUGCAGGCUGCCUCAUCUCCGCCUUUACCGGCCCUCCCGUGUAAGAACACUAAUGGCCUUCCCAGCGCUCCCGCAGAACCAGACCUCAGCCCCAGGGCAGCCGCUGAGGCCCUGAUGCAGGCCUGUGAGCAUGAGACCACCCAGCCAGACAUGUCUUCUCCUGGCGUCUUCAACGAGGUGGAGAAAGCGUCUCCCACACUCAACAAUCCUGGCAAUACCCAGCUGCCAGGAAGCAGUGAGCCCACAGCACCAGGCUUGUGUUCUGCAGCAGGAAAGGAUCUUAUAAAUGCAGGAUUUACGAUGCCAGCCAAUCAACGUACCCACCAGGCCAUCCCAGGUGACCAGCCCAACGCCAGCCCCUCAUCAGGACCUGAAGAUACCCUGGGGGAAUCACAAAGAACCUCAGAUGGGGAGCAACCUGAGAAGCCAAGUUGUCCUGUGGGGGGCACCCGUAGCAGCAGCAAAGAUCAAGUGCCCUGUGAUUUUCCUUCUCAAGAAACAAUCCAGGGAUCGGUGCAAACUGCAAAUACAGCAGCCAAGGUGUCCAGUCAUGCAUCGUCGUCUGACGGGGAGAGGCAGCGAGCUGUUUGUGACUCCCAGACCAGGUCCUGUGAACCUCCAGCAAGAGAAGAUGGAUGUUCAGGGAACAAACAGCCCUCGGCCACCACCUCAGACACCCAGGCUGUGACUUCUGUAACACCUCCACCAUCCCACCUUACUAGCAAAGGGUCGACGUUUCCCCCAGAUCCGGAGAAGGUGCUGCUGCCAGGACAGCAUCAGGUGUCAAAGUUCAAAGAAGCAGGUACGAUGACCAACCAAGCUGAAAGUGAGAUCAAGGAAGUUCCCAACCCGGCUCGGCAGGAUGCUGAGGUGCAGGCGGUGGUGAGUGUGGAGAGCAGAUCUGUCUCCACUAGCCCCAGCAUCCUCACUGCAUUCUUAAAGCAAACGCCUGCUCCUGAGCAUUGUGAACAAGAGCAGCUGCGUGUCAUUUGCCAUGGCGGCAGCGGCGGGAGCCACCCGUUGGAGCUGUCUGACAACACCCUCGCCCCCCAGGAGUCGAGUCGGUGCCCUGGCAUCAUGCCAGAGGUGCACAUCCAGGCAGCUGCAGCUGUUUCCACAGCUUUCCGAGGGGAAAGUAAAUCAGUGAGCCUACCAGCUGAGGUCCUUGAAACCUCAUCAAUCCGUGUGGCAUCCAGUAAUGCUCAGGAUACGUGUAAAGAUGAGAGGUCAGCAGGAAUGACCCCAGCGAGGGAAGAGCACACCUCUAAACAGCCUUCAGGAACUAACUCUAGCUCCCUGAAAGCCAGCCCCACUGACCAGAUUUCUCUCAGCGAAGACAGUCAAGCUGAAACAAGUCAUGGAUUGGGGAAAUUUGAAACCAAGCCAUCCGAGCUUGCAGCGAAAACCACAAAUGGCCACCAAACAGACCCAGACUGCAAAUUCUCCAUCUCCGCUGGCCCUGCCAGCAAAGCUGACCAGACCCGGAGCUUAGAUCCCAGUAAUAAAGGAGACGCAAGAGAGAAGAAGCCUGCGUCUCCUCGGAUAGUACAAGAACGAGAGUCUAGCGGCACGGUUGUCCUCGAUGCCAGGGCAGGGGCAGAGGGCAAGACCCUACUGCUCAAUCCUAAAUCUCAAGAAACUGAAGGCACAGGAUCGGCCGCCAGUCCCGCACCCUCCCCAGUUAGAAGGAACCAGGAGGGCGCCGAAGAAGAAAACAGGCAGGCCAAGACAGCCGCCAGCCUGAGCCUGCCGUCCGAUUCCGUGGGCGACUCCAGUCCAGGCUCCGGCAAGAGGACCCCUUCCCGCGCCGUCAAAGCCAGCCCGCGCCGGCCCAGCCGCGUCAGCGAGUUCCUCAAGGAGCAGAAGCUCAACGUGAGCGCCGCGGCCGCGCAGGUGGGGCUCACCGCCGGCGAGAAGAAGAAGCAGCUGAGCGCCGACGCCAGGCUCCAGCUGAAGCAGUCCAAGCGCGUCAGGGACGUCGUGUGGGACGAGCAGGGCAUGACCUGGGAAGUGUACGGCGCUUCCCUGGACCCGGAGUCCCUGGGGGUCGCGAUCCAGAACCACUUACAAAGACAGAUCAGAGAACACGAGAAACUCAUCAAAGCUCAAAACAGCCAGACCCGGAGAUCCAUUUCUUCAGAUGCUUCUUCAAAUAAAAAGCUCAAAGGAAGGCAGCACAGCGUGCUCCAGUCCAUGCUGCAGAACUUCCGACGCCCCAACUGCUGUGUUCGUCCUGCCCCUUCUUCUGUGUUAGAUUGAAAGGAACAUGUAUGGAGCCCUCGUAUGCAUUUACCGUCUAGUGAGUGUCCGCCGGUGUCAAAGCCUAAGUAGUUUUUUCCUGAGAGACGGGGAAGAGAAAGCGAGUAUUAACUAUAGGAAAUUGCUGUUGAGAAUUGUGAGGUCCUUUGCCUGGGGCUCCAUAAAUAAAAAUAUCAUUUCAAUUAGAAUAAGAGAAGAGAAGCAAUCUUCACUGAAGCUUUACGACCUUAAUUAAGAGGAAACAACAUUCACUGGGUUUUUUAAUAUGAUGUGGCUUAUAGAACUAUCAUUAUCAUUAUACAUGGGUCAUUUUGUAUUACUGCCUCAAUUUAUCACACUGUGGUAUCUCCAUUAAAGUCCCUGCUUUAUAUUAAAAAUAGCAAAAACACUGUUAGCAAAAACACUGUUAUACUUCCUGGUCCUGUUGCAAUAAGAAUGCUGUUACCACAUAAACUUUAAGUAGGUGAUAGAACUGUGAUGUAAAAAGUUGAAACAAAUUUGACUCAGAUGACAUUGAAUAAAAGCAUUUAAAUGCAUAAAAUAGCAAAUAGGAAUUAAUAUUUGUAAACAUCUGCAGAGAACCCUGUUUAUAAACAUUGUUAUACCUGUUAAUAAAUGUAAGAAAGUUAUAUUAGGAAAAUUAGCUAAGCUUUUGAACAUGAAGACUACCCACGUAAAACAUGAAUUUAUUUCUAUAGAUUUUCCUGCACUGAAGGCAGGGUGCCUCUCUGUGAUUAUGACCAGAUUAAGUUCAUAUUUCCUUACCCGAGAGGAAGGACAUACGACUGAAUUCUUGAAGAGAGUCAUCAAAUUAUUGAUAAUGCUAAAUUUUGUUGUACAGGUGUUCUCCAAUAACAUUCUACUGAGAAUGUUAAGGUUCUGGUAAGGAAUCAUAAAUAGUCAAUUACCAAACACUCAUUUUUCUGUGUUGAAAAAAGGAAAGCCCCCUGAGUAACAAAAACAAUAUGUUUAAUUUAGACACUUGUAAAAAGGAUGUAGUUUGGGAUUUUCUUUUGAUUUGGUUCAGUAGCUUCUAAUAGAAAAUGAAGGCAGCACCAAGUAGAACAUGAGCUUUCUUACAGUUUUUGUAUGUAGACUAGAAUCAGCUGAUUGCUUAAAUUUCUAAUCCGUGGUAAAAAGAUAACUUCUGCAAACUUGUUGAUUUUAAGAGAAAUACCAUCAUAUCUCAUCCUUCGAACCCAAUAAAAGAAGCGGCCUUUACUAGAACACUGUUUGAGCUUUGGGUGAGCUGUGGUCCUUGAGAACACAAGCAGCUGUUUGAGCUCAGCCCUCGCCUGUCUCCACAAGAGGAGCGUGUCCCUGGGACUCAUGAGUGUCUUGCAGGGCAUUGGCUGGGAUGACCAGCAAUGGCCUGAGGGUUAGGGAGUGUGGAAGAGGAGCAUGAGCUGGGGCCCGGGAAGCCUUCUCCUCCUGGAGCCACUGUAGGGAGAGCGCUGGUCUCCACCUUGCUCUUAGAAAAUCAGACUGUUAGACGUUAGAGGGGUGCUGGUUGCCUUCUCUGAACUCGUUCCCCUGGAUGAGCCAGAACACAGUGUCUGGCAGUGUGUUCUCUCUCCAGAGACUCAUAAAUGCCAUUUGUGUAGUAAACUCCCAUCUCCGUUUUGGCUUUUUUUUUUUUUUUUUUUCUAUUUUAAUUCUCUUUUGCAGAUUCUGAACAUAUGAGGGAAAAUCAUACCUCUACUUCAACACCACAAGCUACACUGGACACAACCUACAUUAGUAAAUAGCCAUUGAUAUCUUUCACAGCAAUUGGACUGAUAUGAAGCCUGCAUACGUGUAGACCACAGUCACAGCGUUCUCAGAGCCUGACAAUGUAAUUACAGUUGUUAUACUUGGAACUUAUAAUGAAUUUUUUAAUAAGGCAUAUUUUUCAGUAUUUUACCAAUUGGCUUCUAUUAAGAAUGCUAUCUAAAGUAGAAAUUAUCAUCUAAUUAGCAAUCAAAUUACUAUUAAUGAUUAGAGAUUUAGUCUAAAACUCUCUCUUUUGGCCUUAAAUACCCA
Molecule: messenger RNA, 4474 nt
Organism: Ceratotherium simum simum (southern white rhinoceros)
Lineage: Eukaryota; Metazoa; Chordata; Mammalia; Perissodactyla; Rhinocerotidae
Gene: GPRIN3
Product: GPRIN family member 3
Biological process (GO): neuron projection development
Cellular component (GO): plasma membrane
Source: RefSeq, a predicted model, not a curated record